This is a messenger RNA of Brienomyrus brachyistius, 10176 nucleotides long. It is a transcript of the gene wdfy4, whose product is annotated as WDFY family member 4. The record is from RefSeq and is a predicted model, not a curated record. The transcript has 62 exons. Lineage: Eukaryota; Metazoa; Chordata; Actinopteri; Osteoglossiformes; Mormyridae. Gene Ontology annotation, molecular function: protein binding. The coding region runs from base 297 to 9677 and encodes 3126 amino acids.
UAAACAGGAAGUAGCAGAUGAGCGCUAAGUGAAUGAGUAACUAUCGUUAUGGCUUAUUAAAAUGAGGGGAGAGCAGUGGAGGAAAUGUAAGCUCUCUACUUCUGCUUUUCCAGUGAGUGGAGACACAUGACCAGUGAGCUAAUGAAAGAGCAACUACUUGGUCGACGUUCAGGCUUUUCUGCUCCAGCUGUGUCUCUGGAAUGCUGUGAUUCUGGAUUAGCAGAGUACUUCCUGACAAACAGUCCUGUUCCUCUACAAGCCAAGGCAUGUGCAGAUGAACCCACAGCAGAGAAAAUAUGGAGGCAGUAGAUAAGCCGUGGAAGCUGGCAGAACCUGUCCCAGGCGGCAGUGUGGACGGAGCCAGCCAACAUGCCAGCAACCCAGAGUCAGCCCUCAGAGACCAGCUGGCCCAGUUGGGCGGCGGAGAUCAGGGCUGGCGCUCAGUGCCGGAGGACGAGAUCAUCAGAGUCCUGCCGCUCUUCAUACAGGUUUCUCAGAGCUGCGGGGUCACAGACCGCCUGGAUGUGCAGGGCCUUGCAUACCGCUGCGCUCAGAUCGUGGUUUCCCACGUCCAGCAGAAACUGCCAGGACAGCCUGCAGAGGAAGGCCGGUUUGAAGUGGAGCAGUUCUUUCAGAAGAAAGCAGAAGUGCGAGACAGCAGGGGCUGGCUGCUGUUACACGCACUGUCGCUGCUGUCUGCUCAGAGUCCUGAAGUGGUGAAGACUAUUAUUGGGACUGAGCUGCUAUCUGCUUUGGUCAAGUGCCUGUAUCUGUUCGUGGUCAUACCUCCCAGGAAGGACAGGGCUGAAGAGGACAGAGCCCUGUGCUCCUUCCAGGACACAUUCACUCAGGUGAUUCUGCGGCUGUGUGGACAGGUGCAGUGUAUUGAGACCCUGGUAGAGACACAAGAGCUGCAGUGUCUCAUCAUUGCUCUCACCUCACUGUGGGAACACAGCAGCUCAGCGUGGAGGCGGCGGGCUUCGCAUGUGCUGAGGGCCGUCUCCGCAGCCCAGACCAGGAAUGUUGUUCCAGUUCUACGUGCCAAGAACUGUAUGAAGAUCUGUAUCCAGAACCUGCUGACGAUCCCAGAUCAGGUUCCUGGGCCACUGCUGGCUGAGGUGGCCGUCGGCGUCUUCAGCUUCGUCAAGGACUCCUACCCUCACGACGCGUCGCUCUUCGAGGAGUUUGAAAACAACGAAGGAUACACGGCUUUACAGACCAUAAUGUCUCGCUGUGAGGGGGACGUGACGGCUGAGGACCGUCAAGCUGUGCAGGACUUCCUGGAUCUCCUGGCAGCUUUCACCCUAUACGGAAGGGCGGAGCUGAAGGUGGCGCUGUGCAUCAGCAACCCCCAGCCUCCAGGCUUCAAGUUCGACCCGGUGCUCACCAAAGGAUGCUCAGUGAAGAACCUCAAAGCAUUCCGGAUCAUUCAGGGCUCUUUUCUUCGCUCCGACAACAUCCACACCUGCUCCCAGAUCCUGCACACGGUCCGGAAGAUCUGGACAUGGGACAAGGCCAACUUCUUCCUGUUGGAGUGGACGUUGCAGUCUUUGGCCCAGCUGGCAGGCUGUAUUAGCAGGAAGCCACCCGCGGUGCACACAGUCUUCUUGGAGCUGCUGGAGAUGGUGGUCUUGCAGCUCUCCUACAUACCACACGAGGCACUGCUGGAAGUCGUGCGGGCUCUGGAGCGGGCCGAAUCGGUGCCCUUCAACAACGCCGCGCUGGGCUGCCUCCACGGCCUGGUCCUGCACACGGAACUGUUCUGUGACGUGCUCAGGGAUGCCGGGCUCCUGCAGCAGUUGCUGGAGAUGCUGAAGAAGCAGGCCAAGGUGCUGAGGAAGGCUGGCGUGAGUGGGCAAAAUGCUGGGUUAUGUGAUGAUUUUCCUGAGAAGGUUCUGACCUGCCAAAUGCUGAAGGUGGUGGCAGCGCUAGCUGUGAAGUCGGUCAGGAAUACCGUGUUUAUCAGAGACUAUGGGAUGAUCCCCUACGUGAAGAUAUUUGUGAAUGACGGACAGCUGCGAGGACUUGCCCUCACCAUCCUGGAGCAGGCAUCUCAAAUUAAUCCUGAGGAAUACAUGAGCUCCGCUAUCGGGGCCCUGUGCUCCUCUACGGAGGCGGAGCUGGACCUCAGGCAAGACCUGCUUAAGUCCAUUCUGAAGGUACUGGAGGAACCGCAUAGCUGGCGCGCCUUCCGCACGGCGGGGGGGUUCACCGGGUUGCUCUCAAUUGUGGUCGACAUGGCAGGGGCCUUGGGGGAAUCCGUGGGGGGGGGCUGGGCCUCGCUGGAGCCCGCCCGUGUCCGGGAGCUGCUCUCCCUCACGCUGCACACCCUGGCCACAGCCGUGCAGCUGCACCAGCUAAACGAGCACUGCUUCCGGGCUGCCGGCCACUACGAGAGGCUGGCUGAGGCCCUGCUAGACCUGGGCUGCUUCCCAGGAAGGCCGCGGGGGCACAGCCCAGGGGUGUGUGGCCCCAGCUCCUGGAGGACCUUCUGGCAGCUCAGAGAAGCAGCAGCAAGCCCCAGGGCCACCUUGCCAGCACCUCUGCAAGACUGCCUGAGGCUGCUGGGCUUCUUGGAGCGAUUUGCCUUGGGGAUGGAUGCUGAGGGAGACCCCGACGGCAGGGUGGGUCUCCGGGACGCAGCCCUACAUGCAGCCCAGGCUGCGGGGGAGGAGACUGGCACCCUGCAGGGCCGCAAGGCAGCAAGCAGCAUGUCCUCAGCAGCCAGCACCUACAACAGCAGCUUUGAUGAGACCAUACUUCAUCCUGGUGCUAUCCACGUUAUCAUGAUUCUCCUUCCGAAAAUAUUCUGUCCUGGAGACCCAGAGCUCUCAGUCGAGGUGCAGUUGUCGUUGGCUCAUCACAUCCAGUCGCUGGUAAAAUUAGAGAGGAAUCGACAGAUCAUGUGCGAAUCAGGCCUUCUAGAGACACUGCUGACCCACUGCCAGGACAUCCUGGACCGCACCGAUGACCCUUUACACUUGCCAGUGGUGCGCAUCUUUGAGAAGAUGGCGUCCCAGGCCAUCGACCCCUACAGUCUCAGGCAGUUCCUGUGCCUGGGCCAGCCGUUGAUGUGUGCUGUCAAGGAUCCACCUGGUGAACUGAGAAACCCUGCUGCCCAGAAUGGGUGUAACUCAGAUGUAGCAGAGCUCGGACAGAGCCAAGAAACCAAAGCCCCCAAGAAGAAGCUGAAACACAGCUACAGCUUACUGACCAUGUCCCCCAACUGCACCGUCCCUCACCAUCGCGUUGUCAGCCUCAUCUCCAUGACGUCACCGAGGACCCUGCAGCCUCACCGGUUGACCACGAUGCCGUCGUUUGUGGAGUUUGACAUGAGAUUCAGUGGAUAUGGGUGCCUCUUUCUUCCAUCUGUAGCUACUGUGAAAGGAGUCAGUGCUGACUCCAUAGAGACAGGUGGCAUCGGGAGUGACUGCCGUGGCUUCCCGCCGGCCGCCGGGCUCUCUUUCUCUACCUGGUUCUUCAUCAGCCAGUUCAGCUCGGCCCGUGAUGCCCACCCUGUGCGGUUGCUCACCGUGAUGCGCCACAUGUCCCGAGCCGAGCUGCAGUACUCCUGCCUCACAGUGAGCGUCUCUUGCCCUGAUCGCUGCCUGGUGGUCUCCACAGAGGAAGAAUCCUUUCAGUUUCUCGAUAUGAUGGAACCAGACUCACAGGCACACAGCUCCCUACCAGCUGUGCUUCGCUUGAACACCUCCAAGCAACUGGUUCCAGCUCAGUGGCAUCACCUGGUCCUGACCAUUGCCAAGGACAUUAAGAAAAACUGUUGGGUAACAGUCUAUCUAAAUGGAACCAAGAUAGGAACAUCCAAGAUGAAGUAUAUUCAGCCGUUUCCUGGGUUGUGCAUCUCAAUGGAUCCCACUGCAGUCAUCGAUGUGUGUGGAAUCAUCGGCACGCCAUUACUAUGGAAACAGCCAUCCUCCUUGAUCUGGCGUGUUGGUCCCACCUACUUGUUUGAGGAGGUCUUGACACAUGAAGCUGUAGAAGUCAUGUACAGCCAGGGCACAAAGUACAUUGGAAACUACCAGGCACUGUGCCCAUUAGUAAAUGAUGACACAUCCAUAAUCAAGAUCGUAGCUGAAGAAAGGAUUUCGUUUGGCAUAAACCCAGCAGUUUCCACAGUAACCACAGUUGCUGAGGUUCGAGAAGUUUACAAUGAGGUCGACUGCCGUCUUAUUGCCAAAGAGAUGGGCAUCACAUCACGUGAUAGCUGCACUCCUGUCUACCUGCUGAAGAACAUCUCUCAGCACCUCAGUGGAACAUCUCGCACCAUAGGAGCCACCCUGAUCGGACAUUCAGGAGUCCGGACAUUUCAGUCUCACAGUGCAGCCGACAGCUUCCAGUACAUUGGCGGCCCAGCUGUGGUCCUUAGCUUUGUCGCCAUGGCGUCAGAUGACAGUUCCUUGUAUGCAGCUGUUAAGGUUCUGCUGUCGGUGCUGAGUACCAGUCCUGGCAUGGAGAGGGAAAUGAACAGGAUCCAGGGAUACAAGAUGCUGGCCUUCCUGCUAAGGAAGAAGAGUCACCUGAUCAGCAACCGGACCUUCCAGUUGCUUCUGUCCAUCACAGGCUCCAUGGAACUGGGCUGCUCGACUUGUGUGCUGAACCUCAGCGCCUUCCAGGACCUGCUCUGUGACUUUGAGGUGUGGAGGAAUGCUCCGGAAAGCCUUGACUUUUUGGUGUUAAAUCACCUUGCCGAUAUUCUGAAGUCUCCCAGCUGCAGCCAGCAAAAUGCCCAGGUCAUGCACUCCCUUGGCGUGAUGAACAGGAUGCUGUUCCUUCUCAGUGAGCCUGGUGUGACGUGCCAGCAGGUCUCUAUCAUCACCACUAUUGUCAAGCUCCUGCUCAUCGGCCAUUUUAACACCACGGACUUGUGCAGACUCGGCCUGUUUAUGAUUCACACGCUGCUGCCCCCGUCCUUGAAUGAAAACGUCAUAUUUUCUGAUGCCGACAUGUCAUCACCAGCCUUGAGCCAAACACCUGCAAGAUCAGUCUGGAUACGGAACCAAUUGCUUGAAAUACUGUUGUCCUUAACCAACUCCGACAGAGCACUCCCUGUGAAGAACCAGGAGGACAUGUUUUUUGCCCUUGGGCCGGAUUGGUUCCUCUUCUUCUUGCAGGAACACCUACAUUCUAGCACGGUCCUACAUGGACUCACGCUGCUCGCUUGCUUUCUGUCCACACCAGUUCUUCUGAAUAAAUUCCGGGAGGGUGUAACCUCCGGAUCCCUCUUGCAGAGGUUGCAGGGGGAGUCAUCCAUCGUCUUGGAUAACCCGAAAGUUCAGGCCUGGCCUUCUGAGGUUCUGAGCAGCACAUGUGGCGGCUUUCAGGUCCUGCGGAAGCUUCUGCUGCAUCAUGUCAGCAUUCCUCAGGUCUAUGGCAUAUUGGCGGUACUCUUACUGAGAAAGACAGACUUCGAGAGCCUCACCGGCAAGCUGGACAUUGACGAGGUCCUACAAGGGGCAAUUGACUGCGUUAAUGGGACCACUGGAAUGCUGUUGUGUGCUGACGUGGCUAUUGUUCUCCUGGAGCUGGUCAGGGUCAUCAUUAGUGAGCCCUUGAUAGAAGAAGAGGCCUCCUGGAAGACGCUGUACCCUGGUAGUGUCAUGCAGUUCUUCUGUCUGGUCCACAGCAUGUACCCCAAGGAUCCCCUCUGGACAUCUCCUGCCUACCUGCACUCACUGGCAGGGACCGUGUUCCCACCCGAGCCUUCUGAGGACACACUGACUUCGGAAAACAUGCUGCAGACAGCCCACCCAGCUCGCAAGCAGGUGUGCGACUUCAUCCGUAUACUGUUGAUGGACAGCCUGAUCAACGUCCCUGCCAAAGACCAGCCGCACCCCUUCUUGUUGCUCCUGGAGUCCUCCCCCGAGGUGACCUCACACGAGCAGAAGCAGAGCUUCCAGACGGAGAUGCUGGAGUUCCUCAUGGACAUCGUUCACAUGACCUGCCAGGAGGAGGGCCAGUGCACCCAUGUUGCCAGAAAUGACAUUGGAGCAGACGGGCAGGUCACUACGCUGAUUGAAAACGUCUCCUUCUUCAGCAAGAAACUUGUGGAAAAACUAUAUGCCGGGAUGUUCGUGGUGGAGCCAGAGAAGCUCCUGGUGUUUAUUUCUGAACAAAUUGCGGUGGCCAUUGAGAAGGCCCGAGGUCAGAGGGAAGAAGCAGUGAGUGCCCUGUACAACAGCAUCAACAGAGCCCUGCUGUACUUCCUGUCACGACCAAGACAGACGCCGGACGAGCAGCGGCUAGUCCUGCAGACCAUGGAGGUGCUGCAGCAGCAGUGGGAUGUAGUCCUGGCCACUUACAAUGGAAGCCUCGCUUUUCUCACCUGCCUCCAGCACUGUCUCUUCCUCAUCAAAUCGGGCAGUUACACGGAUGGCUUUGGCUGCGGGACGCACAAGAAGCACAUGAAGAAAAUCUGGCGCCAUCUUUUCCCGCAUAAGAACAGUUCCUCGAGCGUGGUGUGCGAGACCGCGGAUUCCGCCGAGGCAGUAGAGUCCCAGCUGCAGGCGCUGGCAGAAACGAUGUGGGGGCGGCUGAUGGCGGAGCGGCGAGCCAUGCUGGAGGAAGCCUACAAGAUCGAUAUCUCUGCGAAGCCUGGCGGGAAGGACAGUGCGCUGAGCAUGGCAGAUAUCAGCCCCUUGUGGGAGGAAACGGGGGUCAAGGCGUGGCAGGUCUUCAUCGACUCCCAGAAAAAGAAGCUGAACCGGACCCAGCAAGGCAAGCACAGCCCCCUGAAGGCAGCGGUGCGUUCGGCUCAGAAGAGGCUGACCAGGGAAUCAUUCUGCAUGCCCAAGGAGUACCUGCUCUAUAUAGAGAGUCAACAGAGCUCUGCUCAGGAGAUGUUUGAGAACCUACGGAAGAACCAUGCCCAGGCAAUACGGUGUGAGGAGGCCCGUGUCAGUCGGCGCUGGGCCAGUUGGGAGGAAGAUCUGCUCCGGGAGAGGGGCCUGUUCGGACCCGGGCCUGGGGUGAUGGUGUCACGUGGCUGGGUGCAGGACGGCUCCGAGGGACCCAGCCGCACCAGGCCUAGGAUUCGCAGGAAGGCCCUGCGCCGCUCUAAGAAGUUUCCAGCAUCUCGCCUGAGUCUGCAAGCGAAAUGGGACCCUGUGGAGGAAGGCAAAGCACCCGAGAGCACAGAGGCAGAGCCAGAACCCUUUGCCGUAUGUGAGGCCACCCAGGAGGAGGAAGAGACCACCGGGGACUGCGAGCGGCUCACCUUCUUCCCCACCCUGAAGGAGCCGUUGUCGCCCAUUGAGGAACCCUGGGAACCCUGCGCAUCCACACAGCUGGUGCUGCAGGAGCUGGCUGAGGCUGAGCAGGUGAGGAGCAAGCUGGGCGUGGUGAUUGUCAAUGGCCACAUUCUCACAGAGGGGGUGCUGAUGUUUGGCCUUGCCCACUUCUAUAUCUGCGACGGCUUCACACUGUCCUCCACUGGAGAAGUCUGCUGCACGUGCCACCAUCCCAGCAGCUUCAGGGAUUCCUUCAUUUGCGGCAUGCUUAACAAGGACAAAUCCGACAGCAGCCCCACGUGCAGGCGCCACCCUUAUGAGGACAUUAAGGAGGCGCAUUUCAUGCGCUUCCUGUUGCAGGAUAACGCCCUGGAAAUCUUCAUGCGCAAUGGUCAGUCUGCUUUCCUAGUGUUCCAGAACAAGGACCACGGCCUGGCCUUUAAGAAGUUCUGCUCUGCCGUGCCCUUGCUGAAGGGGAGAGGGAUUGCGGAAGCCAUCACCAACAUCAGGAAGGCUUCUGGUGGAGAUAAGAAUGCACUUCAUAGAUGGCAGAAAGGAGAGAUGACUAACUUCGAGUACCUCAUGCACCUGAACACCCUGGCGGGACGCACCUAUAAUGACCUCAUGCAGUACCCCGUGUUUCCUUGGAUCCUGGCAGACUACGACUCGGAGACACUGGAUCUGUCCUCGCCCAGUACCUUCCGAGACCUGUCCAAACCAAUGGGGGCCCAGACUGACAAAAGGAGAGAGAGGUUCAUCCAGAGGUACAACGAGGUGGAGAACAAUGACGGUGACCUCUCAGCGCAGUGCCACUACUGCACACACUAUUCAUCCGCCAUCAUUGUCGCUUCCUUCCUGGUGCGGAUGGAGCCCUUCUCUCAGACCUUCCUGAGCCUGCAGGGAGGUUCCUUUGAUGUGGCAGACCGCAUGUUCCACUGUGUAAAGAAGGACUGGGAAUCAGCCUCUAGAGACAACAUGAGUGACGUCAGAGAGCUCAUCCCAGAGUUUUACUACCUGCCAGACUUUCUGGUCAAUUCCAACAAUUUUGAGCUGGGCUGUACACAGGAUGGGACCACCGUGGGUGAUGUGGUGCUUCCUCCAUGGGCUAAGGGCGACCCCCAGGAGUUCAUCCGAAUGCACAGAGAGGCUCUAGAGUGUGACUACGUGAGCGCCCACCUCCACCUGUGGAUAGACCUGAUCUUCGGCUACAAGCAGCAGGGCUCGGCCGCGGUGGACGCCGUCAAUACCUUCCACCCAUACUUUUAUGCCGACAAGCUGGACUUGGGCAACAUGAAAGAUCCGUUGAAGAAGAGCACCGUCCUGGGCUUUGUUAGUAAUUUUGGGCAGAUUCCGAAGCAGCUCUUCUCCAAGCCCCAUCCUCCCAGGAGCGGACACAAGAGCUCAGUGGCCAAGGAGAUCACCAUUACCGUGCCAUUUUUCUACCGGCUGAACAAACUGAAGCCGUCCAUCCAGCCUUUGAAAGAACUGACCCGGGGACCUGUGGGCUGCAUCAUCUGUGGCGAGAAGGAGUUACUCGCCGUGGAGAAGAACCGGCUUCUUAUACCUCCACUGUGGAGCAUCUUCUUUGCCUGGGGUUUCCCAGACAACUCCUGUGCUUUCGGGACCUAUGGGUCAGAGAAGCACAUCACUAUCUGUGAGAGCCUGACCGAGUGGGGCGAGUGCCUGUGUGCAGUCUGUCCAAGCCCAGGCACCCUGAUCACGGCGGGGACCAGCACCGUGCUGUGUGUAUGGGAUGUCUCCUUCAGCAAGGACAAGCUCCAGCACAUGGGCCUCAAGCAGGUGCUGUACGGACACACGGAUGCUGUCACCUGCCUGGCUGCCUCCGAGGCUUACAACGUCAUCGUCAGCGGCUCGCGGGACCGCAGCUGUAUCCUGUGGGACUUGGAGGAGCUGAGCUACAUCACUCAGCUGCCGGGGCACAGAGGGAGCCUGACCGCUCUAGCCAUCAAUGACCUCACAGGGGAGAUUGCGUCCUGCACCGGGUCCCACCUCUACCUGUGGACCAUGAAAGGGCAGCGGCUAUCCUGGAUCGACAUGGGCUGUGGCUCAGACAGGACUAUCCUGUGCUGCUGCUUCACGCAGAAGCACGAGUGGGACCCUCGCAACGUGCUGGUGACAGGCUGCAGCGACGGCAUCGUUCGGGUGUGGAAGACUGAAUAUUCCAGGAUGUGGGUACCAGAAAACCAGGGGGCGGGGUCACCCCCCGAGCCUAGAGCUGCGCAGGAAGCUGGUAAAGCCUGGGAGAGACACCUGGUCCUUUUUCAGGAGCUAAAUCGGAGUCAGACAGUCUCACGCCAGCGUUACAGAAACAACCCGGCAGUUACGGCCCUGGCAGUCUCACGGACCUACAACUCUUUGCUGGUGGGGGACGUCUGGGGCCGGGUGUUCAGCUGGUCUUAUGAGGCUUAAACAAGGGCAGCCCUGUUCCCACCACGCUCACCGGACAGACUGUGCACUUCCUGAGGAGUCCACUAGGGGUGCCAUGUUCUGGGAAUUAUGUGCAGUCUUUCUCCCAGCUCAUUUCUCCCAGCUCAUGAACCAGGUCAACAGCAGAGAUGCUCAAAACUGCACCACUGGCCUGCUGUACUGUGCUGUUUGGUUUGAUGGACGUGCCCUUUAUUAACCCAGAAACUGAUCGUCAUUGCAACCGAGCUGACUAUCUAUUCGUCACUAGGAGAUAACGCAUGGCUGAUGUUUACUGCUUGGGUUUCAGCUGGUUAACAGGAACAAGCGUUUCAAGAUGGCACCAAUAAGAAAGCGAAGUCUCGACUGUUGUCUGGGCAGCUUUAGUGUGCAUCGGACUUUUUGCCUGAUGAAUCUUGAAGUACAGUGUUUUACCAGACAUUCACCAGUGUUGGCUCAUGUAUGUGAAUAAUAAAGUUAAUGUUGUUCCUUUAUGAAACAGAAA